GGAGUUAUUUUUCGUCCGUUCCGUUUCGGGUUAGCAGCCGCAGCAGCUAGCCGUCUAUGCAGGGUCUGUCGCUGCUGCGUCUCUGUGAGUGUUUGAUGAGGUUAAGAAGCGGGGGGAAAUGUGGUCCUUUUUCGCCAGGGAUCCUGUCAAAGACUUCGCUUAUGAGAUCCUCCCGGAGAGCCCGGAGAAGUCAGGAAUAUGGACUCUGCAUCGGGGGAAGAGAAAGACCUCAGGAGAUCCGGUGUCUGUGUUUGUCUACGAGGUGGCUCAGGGAACAGAGCAGCAGACCCAGCUAGCCAAGGCUGCCUUCAAGAGAAUGAAGACCCUGCGCCAUCCUAACAUUCUGGCAUAUGUAGAUGGACUGGAGACAGACAAGAGCCUAUAUGUGGUCACUGAGCAGGUGACUCCUCUCGCAGUUCACCUGAAGGCCCAGGCAGAGAAGGGUGGCGGCGGGGAGCUGGAGAUCUCCUGGGGUCUACACCAAAUAGUGAAAGCUCAGAGUUUUCUGGUCAAUGACUGCCACCUGCUUCAUAACAACCUGGGUAUUUGGGCGGUUUUUGUGGAUCGAGCUGGAGAGUGGAAGCUCGGUGCCCUCGAUCACGUGGUGCCCGAGCAGGGGGACCCCAGUGGGGUCUCUCUCCCCAUCCCGAAGGCUGUUUACCCGGACAUGGAGAAAUACGACCCGCCUGAGACGUCCAACAGCAGCGGGGAGAAAUGGGCCGGUGAAGUGUGGCGACUGGGAUGUCUGAUAUGGGAGGUGUUUAACGGACCACUCCCUCGGACAUCAUCUCUCCGCUCUCUGGGAAAAAUUCCCAAGUCGCUGGUCCCUCACUACUGUGAACUGGUCGGGGCCAAUCCCCGGGCUCGACCAAACCCAGCCCGCUUCCUCCAGAACUGCAGGGCUCCUGGAGGGUUCCUUAGCAACAGCUUUGUGGAAAGCAACCUUUUCCUGGAGGAGAUCCAGAUUAAGGAUCCAGCUGAGAAGCAGCAGUUUUUCCAGGACCUGAAUGAUCAUCUGGACUCUUUUCCUGAAGACUUCUGUAAACAUAAAGUCCUGCCUCAGCUGCUCACUGCCUUUGAGUUCGGAAACGCAGGCGCCGUCAUCCUCACGCCGCUCUUUAAGGUGGGGAAGUUCCUGUCAGCAGAAGAAUACCAACAGAAAAUCAUUCCUGUCAUAGUGAAGAUGUUUUCCUCCACAGAUCGAGCGAUGAGAAUCCGACUUCUUCAGCAGAUGGAGCAGUUCAUUCAGUAUCUGAACGAGGCAGCGGUUAAUUCCCAGAUUUUCCCUCACGUUGUUCACGGCUUCACAGACACCAACCCGGCCAUCAGAGAACAGACCGUUAAGUCGAUGCUGCUGCUGGCCCCAAAGCUGAACGAGACCAACCUGAACCAAGAGCUCAUGCGUCACUUCGCUCGACUGCAGGCCAGAGACGAACAGGGCCCGAUCCGAUGCAACACCACCGUGUGUUUGGGCAAAAUCGCCUCCUACCUCAAUGCCGGGACCCGGCAGAGAAUUCUGAUCUCUGCCUUCUCUCGAGCCACUAAAGACCCAUUUCCUGCGUCACGUUCUGCUGGUGUGCUGGGCUUUGCAGCGACACACAACUACUACAGUGUGACAGAGAUCGCGGCCCGGAUCCUGCCCACCCUCUGUGCUGUCACUGUGGAUCCUGAUAAGGGCGUCAGGGACCAGGCAUUCAAAGCCAUGAAGAGCUUCCUUUCCAAGCUGGAGGCUGUUUCUGAAGAUCCAAGCAAGCUGGCUGAGAUCGAGAAGGAUGUAGGAUCGAGCGCUCAGCCAGCAGGAGCUUCCUCCACCUGGGCCGGCUGGGCCGUGACCGGCGUCUCCUCGCUAACCUCCAAGCUGAUCCGCAAUAAUCCUGGUACUGAGGGGAGCACAGCAGCUGAGAGCAGUGGGCCAGCUAACGCAACCAGUCCCACCAGUACCGCUGAUGGAGCAUCCACCCUAAGAAAAGGUGUAGAAGAUAAAACCCAACAAUCCUCCUCGGCUCAUCACGGUACCUCCGAUCGUGCCAACCAGUCACAGAGUCUUGAAGCCACAGACAACGAUGAAGAGCAAAUCGGAGACCGCUGGGACGAGGAGGAGGACUGGGGCAGCUUGGAGGAGCCAGAAAAGGCUCAGACUGAUGACUGGAACACUGACUGGUCUGGCACAGCAUCAUCCAAAAAGAAGUCCAAUGAAAGAGGAGCUGGGCGAUCAUCCGCCUCCAUGGCGGUGAAAAAGCAGAGCUCUGAUUGGAGCAGCUCAGGAUGGGACGCCGAUGACAGCUGGUCGAAUGACAAAGAAGGCCAGGGCCAGAGCUCUGCGGGCGAGGAAGGUUGGGGCAACGACUGGGGAGAGGAGGAGACGGACGUGACUCCUGCCAGUAAAGACAUGCCGCUGCCUGAAGGCGUCCGGUUAGCCAGCGAGUACAACUGGGACAGCAGCAGCGCUGGGAAGGGCCCAACUCAGAACGAGCUGUUCGCCAGCGUGUCUCAGAGAAGCGCCUUUGCUACCACGGCUGGAGACGGCUGGGCUUCAGAGACCACAGGAGACUGGGGAACCGAGAACUGGGAGUCAGUUGAAGGAAGCCAGAAUCUCAGCAAGGCAGAGCUGUCCAAGAAGAAACGAGAGGAGAGGAGGAAAGAGCUGGAGGCCAAACGGGCAGAACGUAAAGCUGCUAAAGGUCCUCUCAAACUUGGAGCACGUAAGCUGGACUGAUUCUGGUCAAACAGGGAGGCUGGGAUGUGGACCAAAGAGACCGGAGCCUGGGAGCGGAGGAGUUCCCACUAGAAACACGUAAAGAAAACUGUGAACAGUUCCUUUAUCAAAGAAGGCUUGGAUACUAAAAGGAGGAGAUUCUUGGAGUCCAGGUUUUGGAUUUUCUGUCUUUUCUCAUUAGAGGACUGCUAGAAUUUAAGAUAAAGACAGAAAAGAGACUUAAAGCAGGAUGCAGCAGAGUUUAUUUAACAAAAUGUUCAUAAACCAUAAAGUUGCUGUUGUACAGUAAAUGUAUAUACCCUGUGCAUCCUGUGGGUUUUUUUUAAGGAUAAAUGCGUAUACCAGAACGUCCUGUAAUAUUACGCUGAAUGUUUUUCAGAACGUUCUGUAUUCACACACAUGGACGUGACUGUUUUGUGUCCAUCUGUUCCAGAUUUUAAACUGAAAAGCAGUCCAUGCAUGCACCCGUGUGGCUUAACAACAAUCUUUAUUGCAACAGAUUACAUACGUGUCUUCACUUUGCACAUACAGCACUAUAUUUACUUUGUGAGAGGGGACACAGCUGACUGGCUGCAGUUCUGUUCGUAAAACAGGGUUUUUUGGACCGAUAAUGAAGCAGCUUAAACAUAGCAACAUGGAAAGAUGUUGAUUUAUAUUAGAAACCAAACUGUUUACAUCUCUCCUCGUUUAAUGGAGGAUUUAAUGUCUUCUGAUGUUUUUUGGGGGUUGUAUCAAAAAGAAUCCAGCAGGGGUCACUGCUGACACAAGAUGAAAAUCCAGUUCAACCAUCAUUAAUUUGGUCAGUACUAAAAUUUAAAUGGGCAAAGUCUAUGUUUUGUAAUAUUGUUUGUGCCUUUUUAUUCAGUUACAAAUCUAAUCUUUAAUAAACCCCUAAAACCUAAAUAUUCACCAUUUAAAACUGUGGAUCUAAAUCUCUGAAAGCAGGAAACUGAGGGUUUUGUCAGAGCGUUAAUUGUGACCUUUUAUCUUCUGUUUCUGUUAGAUGAGAUGUUAUGUCUGGGGUUGAUUAAUGCUUGAGAAGCCAGGGACACAAUCAACAGUGGUCAUGGUAUGCAAGGAACUGUGGGGUGUUGGUCUAAAAAGGGUCAGGUGCAUGUAUCCAAGUCAUGGUCCAUGUGUGCUAUUUCUCAUUAAAAACAAAUAUAGACUUAUACUGCCAUGUAUUUUUUGCCUAUUUCUAAAAGGUAGUUUGGUUUAGAAUAUAUAGCAAGUAUUACUGCUUAUUUCAUAGUAUUAAAGCUAUGAAUGUUUUUAUACUUCAGUAAGACUUUUGCCAAAUCUACUGUUAACUUCACUGCUAGCAUAUGCCAUUUAUUAUGCAUUUUUGGGAAUCUCAGCUCAGAUGGUUCCACCACCCAUCCCUCGCAUUUGAGGGUACUGAAAAACACGAGUCUGUGUGACUCUUUGUGUUGUAGUCACAAAUCAGAUCAUCAUCAGAUCUCGGUUUACUUACUAAUUCUGUUGUCUUUUAAAGUAAUAUUUAUGUUUGUGAGAUAUUCAUAACUUUCUCUUGUAGAUAUUUGAUGUAUUUUGAAAGGCCAGUGAGCAGAAGAGGAAACGUCUCAGAGAGAUUUAUGUGGAGCAGGAGACCUUUGACAAAUCAGCAGAUAAACAAUGUGUGUUUUGCCAAAUGUUUCCACAUUGUCACAGCUGAUGAAGUAUAUAGUCCAUUAAGAGCUGGAUUCUAACCAAUAAACUAUACAUAAGAUUU
Messenger RNA from Girardinichthys multiradiatus, 4448 nucleotides. It is a transcript of the gene scyl1, whose product is annotated as SCY1-like, kinase-like 1. The transcript has 18 exons. NCBI's taxonomy places the organism in Eukaryota, Metazoa, Chordata, Actinopteri, Cyprinodontiformes, Goodeidae. Gene Ontology annotation, molecular function: ATP binding; protein kinase activity. Gene Ontology annotation, biological process: protein phosphorylation. Bases 119 to 2716 code for a protein of 865 amino acids. The record is from RefSeq and is a predicted model, not a curated record.